AUGUCUUAUAAAAAUCAUUUUAUUCGUCUUGCUAUUUAUAAUCGAUUUGCAUUCAAAGAAUUAUUUUCAAAACUCAAUGAAUGUAUAUCGCUUGAAAAUUAUCAUGCCGACAGCGGACUCUUUUUUCGUUCAAUACAUGGUACAUUAUGUCAUUGUCUAUUAUCAAGUAUACUAUGGUACUCACGUAUUGCUGAGCCUCUAGAUAUUGCUAAAAAAUUUCCAUUUGAAAUUAAUUCCUACUGGUCACGAACAGCCGAAGAAUGGGAACAAGUUGUCAAAGAUCGUGAAAAGUUACAAAACAUGAUAAUCGAAGAAUGUAACAGAUGGAUUGACUACGUAACACAACUAGAACCAGAACAAUUGGAUAAAACAUUUAAAUAUCUUGAUACAAAAAAUGUUUCUUCUGAACGCGUGCGUGGUGAGGCAUUAGAUCACAUUUUUAAUCAUAAAACUCAUCACCGUGGUCAAAUAACGGCAGCAAUGACAAGAUUUGGUGGACGUGAUGCAUCACCUGUUUUAGAUUUAGCGUCGAUGCCCACAACUGAAGAACAUAAGACUUAA
Molecule: messenger RNA, 561 nt
Organism: Didymodactylos carnosus
Lineage: Eukaryota; Metazoa; Rotifera; Eurotatoria; Philodinida; Philodinidae
Source: the annotation of a GenBank genome assembly